Mercenaria mercenaria is the source of this 3215-nucleotide messenger RNA. RefSeq names its product dynein intermediate chain 2, ciliary-like. NCBI's taxonomy places the organism in Eukaryota, Metazoa, Mollusca, Bivalvia, Venerida, Veneridae. The transcript is spliced from 22 exons. The record is from RefSeq and is a predicted model, not a curated record. Bases 90 to 2261 code for a protein of 723 amino acids. Gene Ontology annotation, cellular component: outer dynein arm. Gene Ontology annotation, biological process: cilium movement; outer dynein arm assembly. Gene Ontology annotation, molecular function: dynein heavy chain binding; dynein light chain binding.
CAACCAGUCACUAUUUUGUUGUCUGUAGCAACCGUUUCCGCCACAGAACAAGGUUUGCAUAGAGUGAAUUUACAAAAAGUACUACAAAAAUGCCACCAAAAGCGAUUGGAAAGGGGAAGCAGGCCCCGGCUAAACCUAAAGCCGCAGGAAAGAAGAAGGAUGGGGAUGACAUGACAGAUGCCGGAGAUGGCACUGAUGCUGAUGAAUGGAACAUUACAAAAACUUUAGUGAAGCCAGAUGAUCAGCUGGACCUUUCUGAACAGGAAUUGAAAGAAGAGUUCACAAGGAUUCUGACAGCCAACAAUCCACAUGCUCCACAGAAUAUUGUCCGAUACAGUUUUAAGGAGAGACAAUACAAACAGACUUCAAGUGUCGACCAGCUGGCUAUCCAUUUUGCUCUAGAUGGUAACAUGAUCCACAAAGAGUCAGAUGAGGCCCAGCGUCAGCGUACAAGACUUGGUGUACCUGAAGGUGGCUCACACAGUGAGCAGGCUGUAAGCGAAGCUGGUGAAGCGGCAUCUGGAGCCGCCGGUGCCGGUGCCGACGGCGAGGAGGCCAAAGAGGAGCUGGUUCAAACAACAAUAGACACGGACGAGGCUAAAGAGGAGCAGAGGGAAGAGGCCUCAACCCCAGCUCCAGCACAAACCGAAGGGGGCGGCUCAAAAAAGUUGACAAAUCAGUUCAAUUACAGUGAACGUGCCUCACAGACCUACAACAAUCCCUAUAGGGAACGAGGUACAGCUACAGAACCUCCACCGCGAGCAGUAUUCGCUGCCAAUGUAACACAAUGGGAAAUCUUUGAUGCAUACCAGGAAGACUUUGAAAAACAGGAGAAAAAUAAAGAGAAGAAAGUUAUACCUGGAAGGAAGGAAGAGGAUAAAACCAGAAAGAGGCUCACAAUUACUGAAACAUCGCAGGGAGAUGAUGUUUCUAGAAUUUCUAAGGCAUCAAAGAUUAUAGAACGUAUGGUGAAUCAGAAUACAUAUGAUGACAUAGCACAGGAUUUCAAAUACUGGGAAGAUCCGUCUGAUGAGUAUCGUGAAAACGAGGGUACACUGUUGCCGCUAUGGAAAUUCAGCUAUGAGAAAGCAAAGAAGUUGGCUGUAACAUCACUCUGCUGGAACCCCAAAUAUAAAGAUCUGUUUGCAGUGUCUUUUGGAUCAUAUGACUUCAUGAAGCAAGCAGGUGGAAUGAUUCUGUUCUACUCCCUGAAGAACCCCUCUUUCCCAGAGAACAUUUACGAGACAGACAGUGGUGUCAUGUGUCUUGACGUACAUCCUGAACACCCGUACAUGGUGUGUGUCGGUUUUUAUGAUGGUAGUGUUGGAGUAUACAAUGUAGAAAAGAAAGAUGGACCAAUGCAUAGAUGUACAGCCAAAAAUGGAAAACAUACAGACCCAGUCUGGCAGGUGAGAUGGCAGAAGGAUGAUCUAGAAAACAACCACAAUUUCUACUCAAUCUCCUCAGAUGGACGGAUAGUACACUGGACAAUCAUAAAGAACGAAUUAACAUUCCAAGAUGUGAUCAAGCUUGCCAUGCCUGAUGCUCCAGCUGAGGGUCCUGAUGGAACCAAAAUCCAAACAAUUGGAUGUGGAACUGCAUUUGACUUUCAUAAGAAGAAUGACUAUAUGUUUGUUGUUGGUUCUGAAGAAGGAAAGAUUCACACAUGUUCUAAAGCUUAUAGCAGUCAGUUCCUUGACUCGAUGGAUGCUCACAAUAUGGCAGUUUACAAGGUGCGUUGGAACCCAUAUCAUCCAGAUAUCUACAUAACCUGUAGUGCUGACUGGACUGUCAAAAUCUGGGAAAGAGGAAAUAAAUCUGCAAGUGACAAAAAUGAAUCUGCUGAUAGUGCUACUAGGAAACCAUUGUUUACAUUUGACCUGAAUAACUCCGUAGGUGAUGUUGCUUGGGCACCCUUUUCUUCCACAGUAUUUGCUGCAGUCACUGCUGAUGGCAAGUUGUUUGUAUAUGAUCUGAAUGUGAACAAAUACGAGCCACUCUGUGAGCAGAUGGUUGCACAGAAAAAGAAGACAAAACUCACACAUCUAGAAUUCAACCCUCAAUAUCCUAUAGUCAUUGUUGGAGAUGAUAGGGGAACAGUAACCAGCUGCAAGUUAUCGCCAAACUUAAGAAAACAACCAAAGGAAAAGAAAGGAGUUGCAGCCCCUGACCCGUCUGUCAGAGAGCAAGCCGAGAUAGCCAAGCUUGAUAAAAUCCUCGGCAUGGUACGAGAACCAAAGGAUGGAAAACCCACCAGUUAAAUGUUCAAAGAUCUAGUUUUAAAAGUCUCUAAAAGUGUCAUGACAGAACAUUUUACCAAAAAACCUUAUAAGAAAUAAAUUGACAGUAUUGGUAUAUUCUCACAUGAGUUUAAAAAUAUGGAUAAAGGUAAAAAAGACACAACAUGAUAUUUUUCAGUUGUAUUCAUACUAGCUGAAAGUUGCAGUUAGUAAGAUUUUUAUUUUAUUCAUUAUAAAUAAAGUAGCAGUGAUACUCAAACAGUUUUAUUAUGGCCUGAGAAAGUUUUGCAUAGGUGCUACAGUGUCUGGAGAAGUUUGAACAAAUGUUUCAUCUGUACAGUCACAGUGAUUUAGAACCAUGCAAAUAUAUAUACAAACACGUGCACUUGGGAAUAAAUCAAAUCAAAUUCACAAUUUGACCAGUUUUACUCUCCCCUUUAUAGUGCAAAAUUACAAGUAUUGUGUACUGUAUCAUAUUCUGUCCGAAUUUUUUGAGAGAUUUUUUUUCUGAUCAUUGUUAGUUAUUUUGAGAAAAUAUUCCUCACAGAAACUCCCAAUUUUAAGGGAAUACAAAUUACUGUGACUGUAACAUAUUGCCUAUGCACAGAAACUACCGAGUACCUUUAUUUAAAUUUAUAAGCAGGUCAGAUAUUUUUGAAUCGCAACAAAAUUAUAUAAACUGUGCAAAAAAAUAUAACUGAAAUUAUUUUGUUUUUGCAAUUCUAUGUUUAUUGCAAAUUUUGAGAAGGAACCAAGGCGUUCCUGAAACAAUUUACAUGUAGUUAAGUUUCUGUUAAAGAUAACAUUAUGUACAUAUGAAACUGUUUUAAUGUAUUUAUUUCCAUACUUGCAAAUAUGAUGCAUUUCUGUGAUGUUAAAUAUGAUUCCUGCCUUUACUAGAUAUUUUGGAAUAAUUUUUUCAAUAUUUAAAAAUUUUAUUGCAUAUUUGAGAUUAAAAAUUUGCUAAACACCAAA